Molecule: messenger RNA, 6465 nt
Organism: Tetrahymena thermophila SB210
Lineage: Eukaryota; Ciliophora; Oligohymenophorea; Hymenostomatida; Tetrahymenidae
Product: transmembrane protein, putative
Exons: 4
Source: RefSeq, a predicted model, not a curated record
AUGAAUAAUAAAUAAAUUGAGAAAGCUGCAAUUCAGGAAAUUAGUAUUUUUGAAAAGCUAAGCCUCAUAAAUCAAAAGUUUUAUGUAUAAAAGCUAUACUUCUUAGUUUAAAAUUACAAGCGUCACUUAGGUUUAGGGUAUGCAAUAGUCUUCAUAAAAUACCUAUUUUUAAUUGUUUCUUCGAACAACUAAUAUAUUGUAGAUUAAAUUUAAGUUUCAGAACCAUAUUUACUAUAGAUAUGUUAAGUUAAUAUGCAAGCUUUUCUAAAGAAUAAUGCAUAGUUUUCUUUAUCACUAGAGAUAGUUGGAUUAACGCUUAAUUUUACUCUAAUUGCGUUUUUGCUUAUAGAAUAUUUUUUAUUUAUAGUGAUUUAGUAUCAGUAAUACAACAAAAGCAUAACAUAUAAUUAAAUAGCAGGUUUUUCUAUUAAUGUAAAGCAACUAACAGACCAAUAAAUUAGCUUUUCAUAAAAUGAUCAAAAAAAUUCUAUGGUUGAUUAUUUAAGGAUUGUUUUCUCUUGCAUAUUUUAAAUAUAUAUUGAGGUAUUCGUUAUACCUUUAAUAUUUAUUUCAAGUGUAAGUCAGUACAGUUCAUUGCGCUAUACUCUCUUGGCAUCUACAUAUUUUAUUGGUCUGAUAAAAGAGGAUUCUGAUUACGAUUAUUCACUUUAAAGUAAUGAUGCCUUAGCAAGAAAAUAUUCAAAGUUUUCAAUUUUCUCUUAUACAGUAGAAUUUAUACUUAUAUUUUUAACACAAAUAAUUUCAGAUGAUUUAAAGAGUAUCAUUCUACUGAUCGUAUUUGCUUUACAUCUCACUAAAAAUGUUUUCCUUCGACUUUAUUACAACUAUUAAAUUCAAAGAAUUUUUAAUAUUUGCAGCAUAUAUUGUAUACUUUUAUCUGCUACUUUGUCUAUAUCAUUGAAGAUCAAUAAUCGCCCAGCUAAUUUGAUCUGUUUUUUAAUUAUUAUUUUCAUGCCAAUUUCAAUUAAAAUUUCUAUGUUUUUAGAAGAUUUUCAAGUUCAGUGGAUUAAUAAAAAUGUUCCAAUAAUUUAAAAGAUUUUAUUUGAAAAUGAACUAAAAGAGGAAAAAAGCGAUUAUAUUUAAUAUGGAAACGAGUCUAUUUUAGAUCCAAUAAUUAGAAGGGUUUACUGUAAUAAUAACUUUAGUGAAGAUAUCCUUGUUUACAGUAUUAUCUGUAAUUAAAAAAUGAAUGAAAAGUAGUUAUUGAAAGAAUAAAGAGAGAUAUAAGUAAAUUCAAAGUCAAUCGGUCGUUUGUCUAAUUUUUCUCCAAGUAAGAAAAAAAUGUCAUAGAAUUUUGACUUUAAUGAGUCUAUUGCCUUUGGGUUAGAAAGCGGUCAAUUGUCAUCUAGAUAUCUAAAUCCACAAGAAAAUUAAUCAAGCAAUAUUUAGAAAGGAGAUUAUUUUAUUAAUGAAUAGACCAUAGAUGGUACCACCUUUAUAUCGAAAGAGUAAGUAUAUGGUGAAGACAUAAAUUUAAAAAUUGCUCUUCAAAGAAUAUUUCAAAAAUUAUUUAAUAAGCUCUCAAAAAAUCAAAAUUCAAAUGACUAAGAAAGAUGCUCCUUUCUUUAAUUAAUAUUUAUUUUGCAAGUACUUAAGAAUUAUUAAUUAUUCCUACUUAAAUAUUAUCAGUAUACCUAACAGGAUAAGACAUCUUUAAAGAAUAAACAAAAAUAUUAUACUCUCUUCCAAAUAUUUUUAUCUUAAACUUUUGGUAACAAAGAAUUUGUUUCUAAUAAUGAAAAUGAUAUUCACUUCUCAAAUGGAUUUUUACUAGGAAUUAGUUUUGAGGAAAGCCUCAAAGAAUGCUAUAUAAUUUUAGACAAGGCUGUAAAUUUAAAGGCGGAGAUAUUAUACACUAUGAAAUAAAAAUAUAUUGAGCUCAGAUAAUUGAUAUAAAAGCUAAGAAGUCUUUUAUAAUUGAGAGUAAUUCUAAGGGAUAAGCUAAAUGAGCUAGCAUUCUUAAACCAACACAACACAAGCUUGCAGUUUAUUUAUUCUGUUUAUCUUGACUGUCUUUCUUUUACAGAUAGAGAUAUUCGCAUUAAUUAUAGUAAUUAUCACACUAAGAAUUUGAAAAAGCAAUUUAAUUUAAUUGGAUAAGUCAAUAAUAACUCAAUUAUUAAUCUCCAAACCAAAAAUUUGCUAACUAAAAAGUUAUUCAACAAAGAUAUUGGAAUUUCAUUUAUAUCUAUGGUUGAUGAAAAGAACUCUGUUAUAAGGAAAGUAUCAGCUAAUUUUUGUAGAAUCUUUGAAAGAAAUGAAGAGGAGCUUAUUGGGCGCAAUAUUGAAGUACUAAUGCCAAGAAUUUUCCAUAAAACUCAUCAAAUGUAUGUACAAAAAUGCAUAAACGUUUUCAAUAGUGCAAACCUUCAUAAAUCUAUUAUGUUUGGAGUAACAUAGUAAGGAUUCAUAAUUCCUAUAGAAAUUUCCUUAAAAUAUACUUAGAUAUCUACUUAAAGUGAAUUUGGUAUGAGUACAUUAGUUAGAAGUAAAAAAUCACAAGGUUUAGAAUACAUUUUAUUCAAUCACCAGAACAUGUAAAUCGUAGGAGCUACUCAAUAACUUCAUCAAAUUGUUUUUUCUAAUUUUAAAGAUUGCAGAAUGAUAGAAUUACAAAAAUAUUUCCCUUUUAUAAAGCCUUUCCUUAAUAAUUAAUAAUUAGAUAAUAAUUAAAAAAUAAUCUAGCCUAAUUCAAUUGCAUUAAUUUAAAAAAAUAACAAUCAACAGCAAAAAAUAUAAAACUCUACUUUAGAAAACUCUAAUUCUUUUUAAUUAAUACAAAAUAGUGAAGUUAAGAUAUACUUGUAAGAAAGUUCAAAUGAUUUACUCAAUAAUUUCCAUUAGAAAGAAAUAAAUUUUCUUUUAAUAAUUGAUAAACAAAAAAAUGAAGCUAAAAUAUAAAAUUCUUUUGAAUUCUAUAAUAUGAAAAUACAAAUUCAAAAAUUAUAAGCAGAAUUAUAGAAUUUAAUGUACAUAUAAAUGUCUAACCUUCAUUAGCUGAAUUUUGAAAUAAAUGGUAUCUAGAUUUUAUCUAUGCUUAAAAGCGAAGAAUCUAAUUUAUACACUAAUAAAACUAGCUUCCACAGAGAUGAGAUUGAUAAAAUUAUUCAGCAUUUAAUUUUAGUAACACAAGAUUAAAAUUACUCAAACAAUUCAAUAUCUGAAAAAAAUGAAGAAGAUGAGUGCUCACUACGAAAAUCAAUGCAUAGUAGAUAAAGUAAAAAAGAUAAACUUGAAAAUAAUAAUUCUCCUAUUAAUCUUUAAUCCUCUCCUUAGGUAUUUUAAUUAUCUCCUUUGCUAAGUCCUCUUGCUAUAAGCAUUCAAGAUAUAAAUGGAAAACCUAAUAACUACAAUCAAGUUGCAAAAAAUAGUUAUUUACAAGCUUAACUUAAAAAUUUUUCUAUAGAUUAAUAGCAAGUGAUACUUUCAUAAACUAACCAAGAAACUCAUUUGAGCCAAAAAAUUUUACUUAGUGACCCAAAUAUUUAUAAUAAUUUUUUAUCAAAUAAUUAACUUUUUAGUUAAGAUGAAAUCUUUUAAAGUGCUAUUAAUUCUCCUAGACCUAUUGAAAUAACAGAUUUACCAUUUUAGAAUCUUAAUUAUGAAUAAUUAAUGACAAAAAGUAAUUUAGCAUUACAGCAAAAGAUAUAAAAAUAAUUAGGAAAGGGAGAAUAAGAAGUAUCUAGUUCCAUAUACUCCAAUAAAAUAGAUGAUAAAUCUAUUUAACAUAGGACAACAAUAAUCUCACUUCAAAAGGAUUAGACUCAUUCUUAAAUACAAAAGCUUACUAAUAGCUAGCAAUAACUAUUAAAUUAGCAAAGAUUCUUCUCAAAGCCUAAUUAGGUAAAGUAGCUCUAACUUGAAAAUUCAGAAAAGAAAGGGAACACUUCAAAAGCAAGAAAAAAUAUAUUUGAUCUUGCUGACGAAGAUGAAGAUCAAGGAUUGAAAGAUAAACUAGACCAAUGCUCCACCCAUUCAAGAGAAUCUAGUAUUGUUAGUACUAGGAAUACACUCUACAGAAUAAUAAAUACAAAGAAAUCACUUUCUGUGAUGAGAAUAAUAAGCGUCGUCGGGCUAAUUUGCAUAGCAUUAAUUAUAGCUGUUACAAUUCAAUAAUACAUUAAUUGCUUAACUAUUUUUAAUGACUAAAUUGAUGAUCUAAAAAUGUUUGAUUGGCCUAUCUCUAUUGCAAGUGAAAUGGCUCUAAUGCAAAAAAAUGAAAAUUUAUAAAAUCUUAUUCAAGCAAAAGCAUUUAACUCAACACCAGCAUACAAUUUGUAACUGCUUAAAAAUUAAUCUUUAAGUGAGCUCAAUGCAUCUUUUAACUCAUAUUAAGAUUUACUUUCUGAAAUGGAAUCCCCUUCUGUUAAGAGAUAGAUAUUUUAAUUCGUUAGAAAUCAAAACUUUACUUUUGGUUUUGUGUCAUAAGUUAUAUAAAGAAAUAAUUAUAAUUGUAAUAAAAAUUAAACAGGCAACGGAAAUUAGCAAAGUUAAACUAAUAGUACGAAUACAAAUUAAAAUAAUACUUCAACAGGAGGAGCUCAAAAUUAAGGAAAUAGUACAGGUUCAGGUACAGGGACAGGAACAGGGACAGGUACAGGGACAGGUACAGGGACAGGUUCAGGUACAGGAAGUAGUAGUACAGGAGGAAAAUCCACUAAUAGCACUGGGAGUUAAGGUAACAGUGGCUAAAGUAGUAAUAGUACAAGUACUAAUAAUAAUCCUGGAAACAAGACUAGUAACGGAAAUCAAAGCAAUAACAGUACAUCUACAAAUCAAAAUCUAGGAAACUCUACAAAUACAAAUAGUGGUUCAAAGACUAAUAGUACUAAUAGUAACUCUAAUAGCACUAACAACUCUAGUUAAGGAGGAGGAGGAGGAAAUAAUUAAAAUCAAACAAAUACUAAUAAUAAUAAUAACUCUUCUGGAAACAAUGGCGGUAACUCAAAUAAAACAAAUAAUAACUGCAAUAAUUAAUAGUUUGGUAACUAUUCUUAAAAUAAUUCAUAAUAGCAAAAUCAAUAUUAUCAAUAAGGAAAUAAAAAUAGCUAUAUUGUAACAAAUUAUUCCACUUCUUUAGACUACAGUUUAAUACUCUUAUCACAAUACCUAUAUAGAUAUGCAAUAAUAGGAGAUAACGUUGGUGAAUAAGGUUUCUUAUAGAACUAGUAAUUAGGAUUAGAUACUUUAAACUUAGUAUAUACAAGUUCUAAGCAAGAUACAUUCAAUCAGCUUUAAAACACUUAGCAACAGCUUGAUUAGUUAAUGAUAAUUAUUAUUAUUAUCAAUGCUCUUUGUUUAUUGACUGUAUUCCCUCUUUAUUCUUUCAUUUAACAAAAAAGAUAGUAAAUUUUAAUAUUAUUUGGGACUUUUAACUCUGAAAAGCUAGAUAUGAAAAUUGCAUUACUAAGCAAAAUAUAUAAUCAAAAUAACGCUGUUUAUAGUUAAAUAGAAGUUAAUUAUUAGAAAUUUUUGAAGCGCUAAAUAUAGGCUUAUUAGAAAGUUGAUGAUAUAAGAAAGUAAAGUGUCAGUGAAACAUCAAAACUAUCUAAAAUUAACAAAGGAGUUAUCUUAUUAACAAUAAUAGUGUAUGGACUCUCAAUUAUAUAUCCUCUGUUAAAUAAAUUUGUAACCACUUAAUUCAUCAAUUAAUCUAAUUAGAAUACUGUGUUAGUUGCUAGCAUUUUUGAAAUUAAGGGAUUUAUGCUUGAGACUUUAGGUGAAAAUUAUUUAUCUAUGCUUUUAGCUGUAGCUCCUAAUAGAAAGUAAUACAAUCUUACCAGCCAAAUAGGAUAGCUUACAGCUAAUGUAGACAAAGGAAAUUAGCUUUUAACGAAUCUAUAAUCAACUAUUUAAAGCUAGCAAUAAUUUUAGAGAUAUUAACAAGACUUAUUUGAUAAUUUUUUGUUUCCUAUUUUGGAAGGAAAUAUCUGCGAUAUACUUUCAGCUUAUCCGUAAUAUGUUAGCUCAUAAAAUUAAAUAGAUUUAAAUGUUUGUAGGACUACUUAUGGAGGAAUGAUGACUUAAGGGCUCAUUAUUUCUCUAGUAGAUUUCUUUAAAUUUCUUGAAGACCUUUUAAAUUUAUAUAAUUUAAAUAACUCAACAUUAAUUUAAACUUAGUUUAAAUAAAUGCAGUAAUCUUUUGAUAUCAAUGAUUUUAAUACAUUUGAAACAUAUUUGACAAAAGUCAUUAGCAUCUUGAGAGAUUUUAUUUUACAAAACAGCUAAUAGUACUUAGAUUAUAUAAAUCAGUUUUAGCUUUCAAUACUAUUCUAUUAGCUUAUUGUAAUGGUUCUAGUUUUCUUAAUUGGGUGGAUAAGCUUUUAUAGCUAUUUAGAUUAUCAAAUUUAUGAAACAAAGUAAUUCCUUUCGCUUUUUGAUAUCAAUUUUCUUGUAGAAAACACUUAUGUAUAUAAUUAUUUAAAAUCUAAUGUUAAUUAUUGA